This is a messenger RNA of Gadus macrocephalus (Pacific cod), 2570 nucleotides long. RefSeq names its product cytochrome P450 2D15-like. Bases 286 to 1752 code for a protein of 488 amino acids. Gene Ontology annotation, cellular component: intracellular membrane-bounded organelle; cytoplasm. Gene Ontology annotation, biological process: xenobiotic metabolic process. The transcript is spliced from 10 exons. Gene Ontology annotation, molecular function: iron ion binding; heme binding; oxidoreductase activity, acting on paired donors, with incorporation or reduction of molecular oxygen, reduced flavin or flavoprotein as one donor, and incorporation of one atom of oxygen. NCBI's taxonomy places the organism in Eukaryota, Metazoa, Chordata, Actinopteri, Gadiformes, Gadidae. The record is from RefSeq and is a predicted model, not a curated record.
CGCCUUGGACUGCCACUCUCGGUCGUUAAAUGGAAAUAGGAAUGGGUGUCGUGCGCCUUGAACCUCGUCCAAGACUAGGUAACCGGUCUUUAGCAAGUUUCACAGGUUUGGUAUGUCUACCAAGGUCUCGAAUGCUUUCAAAGUCAAAGACGUCACUCUUGUCACAUGAUCGAGUUUAAAGUGUGUUUCCUUGUAGAGUAGACGUAGCCUAGAGAUCGUGCAUUUGUUUGGGAGUUGAAGCGUCGUUGUAUACAUCCACAGCCUGAAGGAUCGUUCUCUUCCACCAUGAUUGGAUCUAUGGUUCUCCUCUUCCUAUGCCUGCUGUUCUUCUUCGUUCGCACCAGACGGCCUAAGCGCUUCCCCCCUGGGCCCCAGCCUCUGCCGAUAUUCGGGAAUCUGCUCCAGCUGUGCCUGGAGAAUCCUAUGAGAGAUCUGGAGAGGCUGAGACUUCGCUAUGGCAACGUGUUCAGUCUGUAUUUUGGAAGCCGGCCUGCGGUCAUUCUCAACGGCACCAAGACCAUAAGGGAGGCCCUGGUUACCAAGGGGACCGACUUUGCUGGGCGCCCAGAUGAGCUGCUUCUCAGCCACAUCACGCAGGGCAAAGGUGUUAUCAUGGCCAACCACGGCCCCAGCUGGAGGGACCACCGGCGCUUUGCUCUGAUGACCCUGAGGAACUUUGGCCUGGGCAAGCAGUCGAUGGAGGAGAGGAUUCUGGGUGAAGUGGAACACGUCGCUGCGGAGCUGGAGAAGAGCAACGGAAAGCCAAUGAACCCCCAGCUGCUGUUCCACCACGCGUCCUGUGACAUCAUCUGCUCCAUCAUGUAUGGGAAGCGCUAUGAGUACGACAACCACUUCUUCAGGGCCAUGAUCAAGAUGAUGGCCGACUGCUCCAAGAUCGCCAACGGGGCCUGGGGGAUGAUUUACGACAACCUUCCUCUGCUGAGAGGCCUCCCUCUGCCCUUCAAGAAAGUGAUGGACGAUUAUAGCUGCGUCAAACGUCACGUCAAAAGCAUCGUAGAGGAGCACAGAGCGACACGCGUUCCCAAACAGCCCAGAGAUGUCAUAGACAGUUACCUCGACCAGAUUGAUAAGAUGCCGAAGGGCAGUGUAUUUGACGAGCAGCAGUUGCUGGCGACCCUGUUGGAUCUCCUGUUUGCCGGAACCGACACCACCUCCAACACCAUCUGCUUUGCCGUGUUUUACCUGACGACCCACCCUGAAAUACAGGAGCGUUGCCAACGGGAGAUAGACCAAGUCUUUGAAGAGAAGGAAAGGGUCAGUUUUGAAGACAAAGAUAGGAUGCCCUUUAUGCAGGCAGUGAUUCAAGAGUCGCAGCGCUUUAGCAGCACUCUGCCUCUCAGCGUCUACCAUUCCACCACCAGGGACACCGAGCUGCAGGGCUAUCAGAUACCCAAGGGAACGCUGGUGAUCCAGAACUUAUCGUCGGUCCUGUAUGAAGAGGGACAGUGGAAAUUCCCCCACGAGUUCAACCCUGACAACUUCUUUAAUGAUCGGGGAGAGCUGCAGAAGCUGGAGGCGUUCAUGCCCUUCUCCAUUGGCCCCCGCAUGUGUCUGGGGGAGGGGCUGGCUCGGAUGGAGCUCUUCCUCGUCCUGGUGACGCUACUGAGGCGCUUCCAGUUCGUCUGGCCGGAAGGUGCGGGAGUGCCGGACUACACGCCGGUGUUCGGGGUCACCCAGGCCCCUAAAGCCUUCAGCAUGGUGGUCCUACCAAGAGAGAGUCAGAGGCACUGACGGAGGAAUGAGAGGAAUAGACAUUGAGGUUCAGGAAUCAGAAUGCAAGAGAAUGUGAUGGAAAAUCGCACAUAUCCUCCUAACUGAUGAUUUGGUAACAGGUGGGCUUUGGAUGGAAUGUUCUUAAAAGCUUUUUAGAAAAUUAAAUGGUCAGACAGACCAUAUUUAUACAAAGUAAAUAUAAAGCAAUUUGAAAGCAUGUUACUGCACAGUAUAUUGCAGAUACAGUAUGGUGGUAUUAUUGAUUGUAUGUUAACCCUAGGCUACAUUUUUGCACAUAUGUAGAUAUUUGGCAGUUCUCAUGAUUGAAAACUGCUGAGGUUUACACUAGCGGUCAGUAUACAAAACAUGAGCAACCCUUACAGUGUGUGUGUGUGUGUGUGUGUGUGUGUGUGUGUGUGUGUGUGUGUGUGUGUGUGUGUGUGUGUGUGUGUGUGUGUGUGUGUGUGUGUGUGUGUGUGUGUGUGUGUGUGUGUGUGUGUGUGUGUGUGUUUGUGCCACUUACCAUGAUGUCCUACAAGCAGGGACAUAGUGGUUCACACUAGAGGGAGGGCUGGAAAAAACAUCUGUGCAUACUGCUUACUUUUGUCUGCAGCAGGUGAAGGCACAUGAAUUCCCCAGGUCCUCAGUUUUCUGGCAGCAGGUGCAACAUUUCCUGCUCUUCGUUUGCUUUGCAUUUGAAAUGUCUUCAGACUCUUCCAGUGUUUCUUUAUCCAGUCCGCAGCUCGGUUUAAUCCAUGUGUGUCUGAUUUUUUUGUAUAUUUUUGGAAACCUUUUCAUGCCUAUAGAAAAUACUAUGUCUUGAUAAAAAUAAGAAA